AUGGCUUCUUCCUUCUUAUUACUCCGUCGAGAUGCUGCUACCAGAAUCAAGAGAAACCUCACGUGCUUCAACUGCCACGUGUGGACACGCGCCUUCUCUGAACAAUCCAACAAACCGGAACGCAUAAACAAAAUUCUAAUAGCAAACAGAGGCGAAAUAGCUUGCAGGAUCGCCAGAACCGCCAAGAGGCUCGGAAUCAAAACCGUCGCCGUUUACAGCGACGCCGAUAGAGACUCUCUCCACGUGGCGUCCUCUGAUGAAGCCAUACGAAUUGGUCCCCCGCCUCCUCGUCUCAGUUACCUCAACUCUUCGUCCAUUAUCGAUGCUGCCUUGCGUUCCGGUGUUCAGGCUAUCCAUCCAGGAUAUGGAUUUCUAUCGGAAAGUGCUGAUUUUGCACAGCUAUGUCAUGAUAAAGGUAUUGCUUUCAUUGGACCUCCAGCUUCUGCAAUCCGAGAUAUGGGUGACAAGAGUGCAUCGAAGAGAAUAAUGGGGGCUGCAGGGGUGCCACUCGUGCCUGGAUAUCAUGGAGAUGAACAAGAUAUUGAUAAAAUGAAGUUGGAGGCUGAUCAGAUUGGGUAUCCCGUUCUCAUAAAGCCAACCCAUGGAGGAGGAGGAAAGGGUAUGAGGAUUGUGCACACUCCAGAUGAAUUUGUGGAAUCAUUCCUUGCAGCACAACGUGAAGCAGCUGCUUCUUUCGGCGUCAAUACAAUUUUGCUGGAGAAGUAUAUUACACAGCCGAGGCACAUAGAAGUCCAAAUAUUUGGGGAUAAGCAUGGGAAUGUUUUGCAUUUGAAUGAGAGAGAUUGCAGUGUACAGAGAAGACACCAAAAAAUAAUUGAAGAAGCUCCAGCUCCAAACAUUUCUGCUGAGUUUCGUGCACACUUGGGUCAAGCUGCUGUUUCUGCAGCAAAGGCAGUUAACUAUUACAAUGCUGGGACAGUGGAGUUUAUAGUUGAUACAGAUUCUGGCCAGUUUUACUUUAUGGAGAUGAAUACCCGUCUUCAGGUUGAGCAUCCUGUCACAGAGAUGAUUGUUGGUCAAGAUCUAGUUGAAUGGCAAAUCCAUGUUGCCAAUGGAGACCCUCUUCCAUUGAGUCAAUCACAGAUACCAAUAUUAGGCCAUGCUUUUGAAGCUCGGAUCUAUGCUGAAAAUGUUCCAAAAGGGUUUCUUCCAGCAACUGGAGUACUGCACCAUUAUCACAUUCCGGACUCAUCAGGGGUUCGGGUGGACACUGGGGUUAGAGAAGGAGAUGCUGUUAGCAUGCAUUAUGAUCCAAUGAUUGCUAAGCUUGUGGUGCAGGGAGAAAAUCGUGCUGCAGCAUUGGUCAAACUGAAGGAUAGUUUGUCAAACUUUCAGGUUGCAGGUCUACCAACCAAUGUCAACUUUCUUCUAAAGCUCGCUAAUCACUGGGCAUUUGAAAAUGGCAAUGUGGAGACUCAUUUUAUUGAUAAUUACAAAGAAGAUCUCUUUGCUGAUGCUCAAAAUUCAGAGUCUGCCAAAGAAGCAUAUGAGGCUGCUAGACGCAGUGCAUCCCUUGUGGUUGCAUGUCUCAUUGAGAAAGAGCAUUUCAUAUCGGCCAAAAGAAACCCUGGUGGCAGCAACUUACUCCCUAUAUGGUAUGCUUCACCACCUUUUAGAGUUCAUCAUCAAGCUAAGCGUACAAUAGAACUUGAGUGGGAUAAUGAGUAUGAUAGUGGUAGCUCAAAGAUCCUGAAGCUUACUGUCACUUACCAACCUGAUGGAAGAUACCUGAUUGAGACAGAAGAAAAUGGAAGCCCUGUUUUAGAAGUCAAGACAACAUAUGUAAAAGAUCACCAUUUUAGAGUUGAAGCUGAUGGUGUAAUCAACGAUAUUAACCUUGCUGCAUACUUGAAGGACCAAAUGAGGCAUAUUCAUAUUUGGCAAGGGUCCUUUCAUCAUUAUUUCAGAGAGAAAAUAGGUCUCAAGUUGUCUGAGGAUGAUGAAUCCCAACAUAAACCCCAAUCUGAAUCAUCAGCCAUUCCUCAAGGGGCUGUUGUGGCACCCAUGGCAGGCUUGGUUGUUAAGGUUCUAGUAAAGAAUGAGACAAGAGUAGAGGUGGGCCAACCCGUAUUAGUAUUAGAAGCGAUGAAGAUGGAGCAUGUUGUAAAGGCACCAACUUCUGGUUUUGUCCACGGGCUUCAAGUUACUGUGGGGGGACAGGUUUCUGAUGGUAGUGUUCUCUUCAAUGUAAAGGAUCAAUAA
This is a messenger RNA of Lathyrus sativus (Indian pea), 2223 nucleotides long. NCBI's taxonomy places the organism in Eukaryota, Viridiplantae, Streptophyta, Magnoliopsida, Fabales, Fabaceae. The record is from the annotation of a GenBank genome assembly.